Molecule: messenger RNA, 921 nt
Organism: Galdieria sulphuraria
Lineage: Eukaryota; Rhodophyta; Bangiophyceae; Galdieriales; Galdieriaceae
Exons: 1
Coding region: 21-233 (70 amino acids)
Source: RefSeq, a predicted model, not a curated record
AACCUUUGUCGUAUUUGAAUAUGAAGCCUACCAGUUCUUGCAACAGUGACUUUUGUACAUAUGGAGGCUUCUUGCUUUCUGGAGUCACACAGAGUUGUGAUAGUGUCUUUGGAAGAUUUGUUGACUUUGAGAUAUUUCUACCUGGCAGGUUUAAGAUUGACCAAAAAAGCAUAGUAGCUUCUGGCGAAUGGGUUUAUCUGACUUCUCAGAAAAUUGUAGACUCAAAACCGUAGCCUCGAUUGUUGGAGAAAAAGUAGAAAUAGGGAGAAGUCUUUAACGUUGCGCAGAUAUUACACAGCUGGUUAUUCCUAAAGAGUUCACCUAUGAUUUUUCAGUAGAACGACUUGCAGGCAAAAUCUCCAGAAUUUUGUUGUGACGAGAGUUUAUUAAGAAUUGGCAUAGUCUCAUUGAAGGUUUUGGUGAAAAUAGUUUCAACUUUCGACCCAAGCAGAUUGUUCUCUCAGCCGCAGGUGGUCUAGAGAAGAGCAUAGAUCUGUACCUCACCGCGAUGUUUUCAAGUAUUGUAGGGUUCCCCUUCAGUAUAUUGAAAACAUUGCUCUAUGGUUAAAUGAUGUUAAGAGUACCUCGCAAGUAACUUCACUUUACUUGAAAAUGUUACUUUUUAUGAAUGUAGAUAUAUUCUAGAUGAGAUGCCCAGUUUUAAUGCAUGCAUCAAGCUAUGAUUCUUUGAAUGGCGCUCCUCUUCAAAAAUAUUAUAUAUUUUGACCUGAAAACGAGGAAAUACAAAAAACAUUUGGCUCGACUUUUUUUGGUUUUACACGAAAAUGGAAGUGAUGAGUACAAUAAGAAACUGUUCUCUUUUUAUAUCAAUCUCUCUGUUAACUUUGGUAGUUUUCUUGCAGAAUUCUUAUCGCUUGCUCGCAAUAUCGUGAAUUUGAAGAUAAAUUUGCCGGUAGUUUA